This is a messenger RNA of Cucurbita maxima (winter squash), 2786 nucleotides long. Its product is annotated as ubiquitin carboxyl-terminal hydrolase 22-like. The coding region runs from base 136 to 1956 and encodes 606 amino acids. NCBI's taxonomy places the organism in Eukaryota, Viridiplantae, Streptophyta, Magnoliopsida, Cucurbitales, Cucurbitaceae. The transcript has 3 exons. Gene Ontology annotation, biological process: protein deubiquitination. The record is from RefSeq and is a predicted model, not a curated record. Gene Ontology annotation, molecular function: cysteine-type deubiquitinase activity; zinc ion binding.
AUUCUGCGAUCUCAGCCGUUGAUGGGCCGAAUUCAUGAAGGUUAUGUCUAUGAAAUCUAGGGCUUACACCAUCAUCAUCUUCUUCUUCUUCUCACCUUCUUACCCUCCUCCCCCAUCGCUUUCACCUCCCCUCCCAUGUCUUCCAAUUUCCACCACCACCAUCGACACCACCCAAAUCUUCCUUUCAACUCUCAGAUCUUCCCCACUUCUUGUCCCCACCUCGCCGACUUCCGUUCUCGAAAUGGUUCCAAGUCCUUCCGCCUUCUACAAGACUGCCUUCGCGUCAAGCCCCCCGGUGGCCGCGCCGCCAUCCGUCGAGACCCUAACGAGGUUCCCCGAUGUGGUUCCUGCGGUGAUUCCGCUCGUCCAAGGCUCUAUGCUUGUGUGACCUGCGCCGCCGUGUCCUGUCACGCGCCGCCCUCCCAUUCCCAUGCUGCGGCUCACGCCGAAUCAAUGCCGCCAGGUCAUGAGAUCGCUGUCGACGUCGAUCGUGCCGAGCUUUUUUGCUGUGCUUGCCGCGACCAGGUUUAUGAUCGCGACUUUGACGCUGCAGUGGUGUUGGCUCAAACGACGGCGUCUACUCUUGGCGGGAAUGCGGUCUCUUCUAGUGGAGCACCGCCGUCGCAGCCUCUGCUCCCGCCGGAGAAUCUGAGGAAGCGGCGGAGGGUUGAUUAUCAGCCGUGGGUACCGGAUCUGAGGGAGAGGGUUUUAGUGGGUACUAAUUCGAGUCCACUUGAUUGUGCGAAUUCCAAUCCGGGUUCUGAAUCUGCGUUGCCCUGGGGGUUGCGGGGAUUGAACAAUUUGGGGAAUACGUGUUUUAUGAACUCGGUCUUGCAAGCAUUGCUGCAUACUCCGCCGUUGAGGAAUUUUUUCUUGAGUGAUCGUCACAAUCGCUAUUUUUGUCAGAGAAAUGUCAAUGUGGGCAAUAAAAAUUCGAAUGCCAACGAUGGAAAUGGCAGUAAAAAUUCGCGCAGCUGUCUGGCUUGUGAUCUGGAUUCUAUAUUUUCUGCUGUCUUCUCCGGUGAUCGGAUCCCUUACAGCCCAGCAAAAUUUUUAUUGAGCUGGUGGCAACAUGCUGCAAACCUCGCAAGUUAUGAACAACAAGAUGCACACGAAUUUUUCAUCUCUAUUCUCGAAGGCAUCCACGAAAAGGUAGACAAAGAUCGGCGAAAACCUUACAGUCAAGGCAAUGGAGACUGUUGUAUUGCUCAUAGAGUAUUUUCGGGCAUAUUGCGAUCUGAUGUCAUGUGUAUGGCAUGUGGUUUUACAUCGACAACUUAUGAUCCAUGUGUAGACAUCUCUUUGGAUUUGGAACCAAAUCAAGCGGGAUCUGCGAAGAUGGCGGCCACAAGGAAUCUUCCUUGCAAUGGCGAGGCAGAUUGCAUGAACUCGAGCCAAAACCAGCGGCUAUCUUCCCUGGUGGGUUGUUUGGAUCAAUUCACUAGACCCGAAAAACUCGGGUCCGACCAAAAAUUCUUCUGCCAACAGUGUCAAGUGCGGCAGGAAUCACUCAAACAGAUGUCCAUAAGAAAGCUUCCAUUAGUUUCUUGUUUCCACAUUAAAAGAUUCGAGCAUUCUUCAGUUCGAAAAAUGUCAAGGAAGGUGGACCGAUAUUUGCAGUUUCCGUUUUCUUUAGACAUGGCACCUUAUCUCUCAUCUUCAAUCUUGAGAAGUCGAUUUGGUAAUAGGAUUUUUCCUUUUGAUGGAGAUGAACAAGAUGGUUGUAAUGAGACAUCGUCUGAGUUCGAGUUGUUUGCCGUUAUCACUCACAAAGGAAAAUUGGACGCUGGUCAUUACGUGACCUACUUGCGGCUAAGUAAUCAAUGGUAUAAGUGCGAUGAUGCUUGGAUUACCCAAGUCAACGAAAACAUCGUCAGGGCUGCACAAGGAUACAUGAUGUUUUAUGUGCAGAAGAUGCUCUAUUACAAAUCUAGUGAGAAACAGAAUGCUUCAUAACUUGAUUAUGGGACGAGAUCGGUUGAAACUCAAUCGAUUAUGUUUGUUUUCCAUGAAAGCCAGGAAUCGAUAUUGUUUUCAGUGACAAGCUGAGCUCUAAGUGGAUGCCUACACAUUCUAGUAGAAGAUCCAGGCGUGCCCAAACUUUUUGGGGAGGAUCAUUGUCAGAUCCCUACUAUUUGAAGGGAACUUCUGGUACCUUUUUCUAACUCCCUUUUCACUACUAAUCAAGUAAUGUUGGUGACUUGCCAUGGAGUGUUUCAGUACUUGGAGUUGUGGCUCAGCAGAUUACUGAUCUCUCUUCACAUACCAUGAAGAAGAGGUAUGAAAAAUCUAAUUUUAGAGCUCUCUCUCUCUUUAGAUAUCUCUAAGAAUUUCGGGUUCUUCGUGUCCCGGGCUUCCGAUUUUGAAAUUUAUCCAUCAUUUUUUUUGGUGGAUAACCACCUAUUAAUUCAAACAUGAAACAGUACAAUGAAAGGCUGCCUCUUCAGCCUUUUUAUUACACGUGAUUAAUACUGAUGAAUUUAAGUCUCCAUUGAUUCUGUCUCUGAUUAUUCUAUUUAUUGACAUGAACAUAUGAACGUUUAUGACAUUUUCAGUCUGAUUCUGUUGACAUAUGUUUCAAAAAAGUUACAAAAAAGUUGUGUUCAAAGUCGAGUUUUGCUGUUGAUGAAGAAAGAGCUCUCUAUAAACUUGUGUGUACGUUCCAAGUUCUUGUUGAUCACACCCUUUGAAUUACUUCUGUGCAUUCUGAAUAUCUCUAUCUGAACUUUGUUGUCAGCUAUGAACCCUACAAAGAUCUGAGAGAAAAAAGGGAGAAUUUUACAGCA